Lasiodiplodia theobromae is the source of this 3375-nucleotide messenger RNA. RefSeq lists its product as uncharacterized. The transcript has a single exon. The record is from RefSeq and is a predicted model, not a curated record. Bases 1 to 3375 code for a protein of 1124 amino acids. Lineage: Eukaryota; Fungi; Ascomycota; Dothideomycetes; Botryosphaeriales; Botryosphaeriaceae.
AUGCCGUCAGCUCGGCCCCAGGACGCCUAUUCACUGCUGGAGCAAUCCUUCAACGACGCGCCCCAGCUGCGUGCUCACAAGCAGUUCCCGCGCCGGCAAGACGACCACCAAAACGUCUUUCCCGCCGCCGCGCCUGUCCGUACGUCUUCGUACCAUGACGAUGAAACUUCGACUCAGUUCAGUUCCGCCAACUCCACUCCACUAGCUUCUCCACUUGCUCCCCCGCCACUGGUAACUGGACACGACAACGGCCUGCCACCCACUCCGCCUUCCGCUUCGAAUGACGGUGCCCGCCGGGACACGUCCGGUACUCCACAGUUCGCCGACGGCGUCAUGGACAAUCUACUUUCCAAGCAGCCUUCCAUUCGGACCCCCAUAAACCAGCGAAGUCCUCCGACGCCUGAUCCAAGCCCACCCCGAUCUACGCGAUCCGGCCAGAAGACCCUUCCGCCUCCAACCAUCCGCUACCCGUCAUCCCGCGCCGAUUCGUUCACCACGGCACGAAGCCACCUCGAGUCGGAGGAUAGCGAAUCGCAGGCCUCGUUCCACGACGCUCUGACCCCGAGACAACAAGGCGGGGAGCAUGCGAGGGAGUCAAGACAGAGGUAUGACGGGCUCGGAUUGGCCUUUGAGAGCGAAGCAGGCGAUGUCACACCCACGGAACGCAACCCGUCCGGCCUACCAGGCUACGAGGAUUCUCCCUCGUUAGACGGCACGUGGGCGAGCAAUGGACGUCGUGAUCAAAUACCAGAUCGGGAGUGGGACACUAAUUUCAUGAGGAAUGUGGCAGUUCGGCGCAAACGUCAGGAAAAGCCCCCCAGGACCCCGCCUGAGCAGACUUCCCCCCGGGACUCUGGUCUUGAUCUUUCACCUAUCUCCAUCAUGAAGAGAGGUCAAAUUCCCGACGACCGAGCUGGCGAUAUCAAAAGACAUGCACGGAAUCCAACAUUGGACAGGUUUGCCCAAGACAUCGGCUGGCCCAGUGACGCAGGUGAAUCACCCAAGACCGACUCCAAGCGUUUCUCGACCGCCUCUAGUACGUCGACGGUUGUAGAAGCCGUUGUUGUGGCCACACCACCGGAGCGCCACCGCAUGCUUCGUCAUGCAGGGAAGAACCUGGCUCUCCGUCAAAGCAGCGACACGACGUUCGAACGCUCCGCGACUAGACGCGCGCACCGUGCCUCCCUCCUGUCAAACGAUACGCCCCCUCAUCGCUUGCUUCACCACAAGGCCAGAAUUCCAGAGCGGAGGAAUCGUGACAGCAUCGAUUCUGCUUUUUCAUAUGUCAGUUCCGAGGCACCUGCUCCUGAGCCGCAACAGAAACAUGAUAGCAUUCCGGUACUUGUGGUCCCCACGUCCCUCGAGGAUUCCCCCAAAGCUGCAGAGACCCCUCGCAGGCUGCAAGUCCAAUUCCAUUCGCUUACAGAUACUCAGCAGUCACCUUCUCGCGUCUCAGAAGUGCCUAAUGGGGACUCCGUCCAUGUGGAAUCACCACGUCGUGUGCAUAGGAAGUCAUCUUUUGGCAGCUCGUCGAUUGUCUCGAAAGCUUCCAGCAAAGUGCCCGAAGACUGGCCUCUUCCCCGUGAAGGUAUCCGGAAUUUCACAGCACCGGCAGUCAUGACAUCCAAGGGUACUACGAUCACCCUAUCACGGGCUCCGAGCUCGCCUCAGAGGGAAGCCAGCUUUAGAAGAAAGGUCGACAUCACGCCCCCUCCGGUUCCUCCCAAAGAGCCGCUGUCGUUGUCGACUCCUCCGCUAUCGCCAACGGAUCGUAUAUCCUCUCCGCCUGCUACUUCUGAGGUUCAGAGGCUCCUUCAGCAAAGGCGUCCUGUUGAUUCAAUGAUAACGCGUCGAAGCUCCGACCGUACUUCGAGCCGAACUGAAGAGGUUCCCCGUGGUUCAAGUCUUGAUAGAAGCAUGUCGGGCGAUCGUACACAUCUGAGCCCGGAGUCGCCAAUGAUGAUCUACAGUGGUCGGACAAGCUUGGACCGUGCCCGUCACCACAACACCACGACUCCCUUUUCUCAGAUGUCUGACACCAGCGGCCUUGAGAUCAGUGAGGCCACGGCUAUCAGUAUUUACCCUCACAACAACCACUCGCUGCUGGUAGUCCAACAGGUCGCGCAAACGGACUCGAACUCCAACUCGAACUCUUCGACCACCUAUCAUACCACGACAUCACGCCGGCGUUCUGUAUCUUCCCCGCCGCUCAGCCGCGAGCUCUCUCCUCCUCUUGAUCGUGAACUCACGCCUCCAACGCUCACGUUCAAUCCCGCUACUCCGCCUCAACAGCUGAUCGACGACUCUGAAGUUGCCGCGAACGGAUCUGUGGACUCGCCUCUCAAGAACCCACGGAAGCCACCAGAGCCGCCGGCCUUCAAGAUCAUCCCGCCCACCCCCGCUUCGGAGCUCGAGCGCGAUCCCAUGGGUGAGAGCGCUAUAGCGAGCAGCUCUUCGCGUCCAAAGCGUCGUCAGACUCUCGCCAAGCGUGCGCGACGGUAUUCGGAUACGAUUUUGAACCCCAUCCUUGGGAGGACAACGUCCGCGGCCAAACGCAGCCCCAAAGGACAGGCGAAUGCAGCGGCGACUCCAAAGCAGCCGAAAGACGCCAACUUGCAUCCUUUCUGGAGACCUCGGGGAUUCUGGGAUGACUUUGAUUCCGAGAGUGAAGAUGAGUGGGAUGAGGAGUUCGGCGACGACCAUGACCGCCUCCCGCGCGGUGGAGACACAAGCGAUGUUGGCGAAGAGGAUGAAGAGCGAGAGCGGCAAAAACGCAAGAUCGGAGCCUUGGGUCGCAGGUUGACCAAUGGGUUCAAGGGCUCCGGCGGCUUUCUCAUUGGCAACAGCCUUGGGAUGGAACGACAUGGCAGCAACGCCCGUAGGCAUUACGUCAACGUCAGUGGACUCACGAGCAAGACUAGCGGGUUCAUGUCGAAGCCACUCGCACUAGGCAAGAGGUUUGGAGGCAGCAGCGGCCGUGUGGAGAAGCAAGUUGCGAACCAAAUCUCGAGUCAAGUCUCAAGCUACUCACUGCGUAGGGUUGCCGCCAACAAUGCCAGCCUCCGCCAUGCCGCUGUCAGCCCCGCUGGCAGUGGGGCUAGUCAGGUGUCGCGCUUCUCAACCAGCACCGCCGGUGGCGAUAGCGAUGAGGAUCGCGGCUGGGGUAGAGGUAGCAGCCGGGGUCGUUCAACCAGCUCGCAACGGCCGACAAGGAAGCGCGAAUUCAGUGUCCCUGGAACGCGAUGGAAUGUAGAGUACGUCGGCAUCAGCGGGGUUCGGGAAAGGCUCGCGGAAAAAAGGAGGGAGAAGAAGAGGAAUGAAUUGAGGAGAAUGAUCGGGCCUAAGUUCUACAUCAAGAGCACGAGCAUUGUUUGA